Cercospora beticola is the source of this 1914-nucleotide messenger RNA. RefSeq lists its product as uncharacterized. The record is from RefSeq and is a predicted model, not a curated record. Gene Ontology annotation, biological process: regulation of transcription by RNA polymerase II. Gene Ontology annotation, molecular function: DNA-binding transcription activator activity, RNA polymerase II-specific. NCBI's taxonomy places the organism in Eukaryota, Fungi, Ascomycota, Dothideomycetes, Mycosphaerellales, Mycosphaerellaceae.
CUCUGAAUUCUUCCGCACUGCACAUGCUACAUGGCGAUCGCUGGAACGCCACAAAGAAGCCUUACACGCCAUGACUGGUAACGCGAGAUUCACGCGCGUCUCGACAGUGAAGAGACUUGGCCGACCUGCUGGACAGCCUGGACCACAGCCGUAGUCUGAGCCAUGUCCACAAGAAGACCUCACACGAAGACCCGCGAUGGAUGCGGCACCUGCAAAGCACGGAAAGUCCGAUGCGAUCUUGAGAGGCCCAUUUGCCGCAAUUGUACGCGAGGAAACCGGCCAUGUCACUACCCGAAUCAAGUGCUGGCUCUGCCCAGUGCGCUGGGUGCUACCUCAGCAGAUGCACAGAUCUUUCCCGUACGAGACAUGGAGCUCCUGCAUCACUACACGUCAAUCGUGUACAGCACCAUGACUGAUCGGGCGGACGAUGACCAUCUUUGGCAAGAUGCAGUUCCGAGGUUGGCUUUUUCUUAUCCGUUUCUUCUCCAUGGUCUUCUCGCCGUUUCAGCGCUCCAUCGCCGUCAUGAGUCCGAGGGUAGCCAGAGACAGCCAUUGAUGAAUGUAGCUCGAUAUCAUCAGCAACAUGCACUCAAUCUCUAUAUACCUAUGCUUCAAAACAUCGACGAACAAAACUGCCAUGCUCUCUUCGCAUUCUCGAUUGUCACCGCUAUCAUCUGCUUCGGCAUGCUGUCAGACGAAGAAGAAACGGCACCGCCUUUGGUCAUUCGAGUAAUCGACAUGUUCGACGCGCUCUCCGGAACGGCCGUCGUAGCAGAAGUGGCGUGGGAGUGGCUGCAUCACGGGCCGAUGAAGGUCAUUCUGGAAAGGACCGAACCCGUCAGGGAGAACUUGGAUGGUCUGGAACCAGGGCUACGAUCCUCAUUGGAUUUGCUCUUGGAUCGCGCUGAAACGGCAUGUCUCGAGAACCAUGACCCGAGCGGUUUGGACGCGGCAACCCGGCGCAAGGCAUAUCACAAUAGCAUUUACAGCUUAGGCUCCAUUGCGGCCCCUUUGGUGUUCAAAGAUCGACCAUUUGGUGUGGCAAUGUGCUAUCCUAUCCUCAGUGGGAACGCCUACAUCUCAUUGCUUCGCCAUCGAGAUCCACUCGCACUUGCAAUUCUCGCCCACUACGGAGUGGUGCUCCAUCAAGUGGAUUACAAGCUAUGGGCUUUUGAAGGAAUUGGGCAACAGCUGACUACAAUUGUCGCUAAAGAGCUUGACGAUCAAUGGCUGCCCUGCUUGGCCUGGGCCAAAGCUCGUGUCACUCAACCAGUGACGCCUGUAUCAGACUCUACUAUUACCGACGCCUGAAGAUCUCGCAAGCGAGAUCUGGUAUAGCAUGGCCUGUCAUGACACAUACUCGAGGGUCAAUAUCGUGACACCAUCAGGUGUAGUCGUACAAGAAAUUCUACACAGGCACGAAGUUCUGCGAGAAUACGGCUCUGAUGCAGCAACACAGCAUUUUGCAGGAGAGAGCAACCACGGUCUGAUGCAGCAACAAAGCCUUUUGCAGGAGAGAGCAAUCAUGGCUGGCUUGUCAAUUGCCAUCGUCGCUUAUUGUUGUGCACCCUGUUUGCGAUAAGUAUUGCUCACUGAACACCAUGAGCCGCGCCAAUGGAGCUGUCCAACGGGUGUCCUCGGUUGUCACGAGUAACCUCUCCAGGAUUGCAGUUGCACACUCUUUUUAGAAUCAAGAUGUGAGCUUGGCGAUCACAUUCAAUAAAUCUCUGUCUUGCAAUGGCUGCUUUCGGGUUUGGGAUUCGAGCCCUCCCCACAACGAUGCUGGUCAGGAGAACUCUUACUCUCGGAAAGGACCAAACAAAGAUGGCAUCUGCCUGAAUUUUGCUGCGCGAUGCAACUGAAGGGCGCUUCACUUGCAACAAGCUCAUCGUGCAAUUCGGCACGGAAGCUGAG